This is a messenger RNA of Clupea harengus (Atlantic herring), 2275 nucleotides long. It is a transcript of the gene serp2, whose product is annotated as stress-associated endoplasmic reticulum protein family member 2. Gene Ontology annotation, cellular component: endoplasmic reticulum. Lineage: Eukaryota; Metazoa; Chordata; Actinopteri; Clupeiformes; Clupeidae. Gene Ontology annotation, biological process: endoplasmic reticulum unfolded protein response. The record is from RefSeq and is a predicted model, not a curated record.
AUGGAAUAGUUACAGUAAAGUAUUUCAGAGAUCCUUGGCAGCCCUUUGAUUGAACUGCACCGCAUGGAAUAGUUACAGUAAAGUAUUUCAGAGAUCCUUGGCAGCCCUUUGAUUGAACUGCAUACAGAAUGCUGUGUGCUGACCUCACACCCUCUUGAUACAGUUGCUAAGCAACGAAUUUGCCAGUCAUACAAGACCACUGAUGUUGAAGAACUAUUCUGUGUCAUUUAAAAUGAUGAAUCCCUUUUCACAAUAUUAAAUAUUGCCUGUUAAGGGCUCACUGUCACUGAUAAAGAUGUUCCAAUGCAUUUAAAUGAACUGAUUAUCUGUAGGUUGCUGUGCUAUAUAUGUCGACUGUCAGGUUACAUUGCUGUAAUUGACCAGACACCUGCACGCGUCUCCUUUGCACUAACAACAGAAUGUUUAUGACGUAUGUUCUCAGUGUUUUAAACAUAGUUAAGAAUAACAGACUCAUAACAAUUUAAUGAAAACACAAUUAAAACAAUAUACGACGCAGAAAAAACAUGCACAACUACAGGACUCCUGCAGAGCUAAGAUUUUUUUCCCCUGUCCAGCAGUAAAGAGAAGCAAACAAGCUGCGUUGUUCUGAAGGGGUAAGUGUUGCGCGCCUCUCUAGAAUGCACCGUUCAUUUGACGGCUAGCAGGUGCUGAUCUCAUGUUGACAUCACCUAAGCAGCCCUGUGUUUAGUCAAAUAUAUAUUAUAAUAACAUUCUUCAGUUACCUCCCCAUUCCAUAGACUACUUAAUCCGAAGAUGGUAGCGAAGCAAAGGAUCCGGAUGGCAAACGAGAAACACAACAAAAAUAUCACUCAAAGAGGGAACGUUGCUAAGACCCUGCGACCCCACGAGGAGAAAUCUCCAGUUGGCCCCUGGCUUUUGGCCCUUUUUCUAUUUGUUGUUUGUGGAUCAGGUGAUUAUACUGGUACCCUGGUGUGAGAAUCUGAAUACUUGAAUAACACUGUCUUUGCCAGUUGCUUGUCUUUUUUGGAUCUCAGUCACAAUCCAUGGUAUGAUUUCGUAAUUUUCAUGUACAAAAUGAAUUGUACCGAAGUACUUGAUCUGUUGGGACUCAUCCUGCCCUUUCCUCAGCCAUAUUCCAGAUCAUACAAAGCAUCCGUAUGGGCAUGUGAAUCUUGAGUCUGUUUGGAGCUCCAUUCCCCAACAACCUCUUCUCACAGUCCCUUCCUACCCCUGACUAAGGCCUUGGAGAACCUGGAGGAGGAUUGGAGGCUGCAGAUUCAUUCAUUCCUCCAAUUAGCGGAUGAAACUUGGCACGGCAUCAUGUGUACAUGACCCUGUGGCUAUUGUGUGUAUAUUGUGUCAAGGAAAGUUGUGUCACUUUUUGGCAAUUUCCCCUCGCAUUUUUCUCUUCAUGGAAGGUGUAUCUCAUUGGAGAUGUGCCAUAAUUAUGUGUAUGUGAGUAUAUAUAGGUGUGUGUGUGUGUGGGAGAGAGAUUUUUUUUCUAAUAAAUAUUGAAUGCAUUUGCCAAGUGUCUAUUGUCAGUUCUCCAUUGCUGUUGCACAAGAUCCUUCAGAGUACAGUGUUUGUGACAUGGGAAUGGCUUUAACUUCCAUGUAUCCAAAACUUGAACUAAACUGAAAUUUUAGAAAAUGUAUUUCAGCUUCAGCUUUUUAUCUGUUUCCUGGUCUUUUGCUAUGGCAUACUUUCCCCCCUCACUAAGACACAGUGCUAAUCUUUCCAGGUUGAGUUUGAUGGACAUUACCUGAUUUUACAGGGAAACCGUACACCGUUCGUACUCGAAUUAUCACCUGCACUUAGCUUGUUUUGUAUCUGUUUGUUUAAUUUAUAACGUAUAAGUGUACAUGAUUUGUCCAAGUGGCCAUAUCAAUCCAUAGCAAGUAUAGCAAAAGCUUAAUUUGAUAGAAUGACAAGUAGUUCUGAAACUUAGAUAUGAUGGUCUUAUACUUGAAAUGCAGUUACAUCCAUCCAACUGAUGGGAUAUAAUUUAUACCAUAUAUUGAAGAUUCAGUCUUAGGUUUUAGUCAGUCAAGAUCCAGGUUUUAAUCUUAUACAGUGGUGGCCAACCAAGGGAGACAAAGCCUGAACGUCCACUCAUAGCUUCACCUCAGACUCGUCUGACUUAUUCCUUCAGGGAUCUGUUCUUAAAAAGCUGAGUUUAGGGGUGUUACCGUCUAUUCAAAGCCAUGGUUGCAGGGCUCUUUGUAUCGACCUGGGGGGGGGGGGGGAGGUAAGACCAAUGUCGCACCUCACUCCCCUGGCCAAAAUCAAGUAU